UCGUUUCUUCCCACUUUUUUAUUUUCGUUCUCCCCAAUAUCGAUAUCUAAAUCCUAAAAGACUAAAACCCUAGACCCAAACCAACGAUUGCAAGCCCAAUCCAUCUGCCAGCGGCAACCAGGAAGGCGAUUGCUGUUGUGUCGGCCAAGCAAGAAGCUCCAACAGAGGAAUUAGUUCUAUGGGGAAGCUUCGAGCAGGUGUUCUUGUUUUCGACCAGUUCGGCAUCGUGCAAGCUGUAUAUGACAAUGUCCAUGAGGUUCAACACUUUCUAAUAGCAUAAUGAUGAUUCUAUUGUGAAUUUCUUUCUAUAUGAAUGAGGUGAUUUCUGGACAUUGUGGUAAUCUAAGUGUGGUGCGUGAUAGUUCCUUCCAAUAUCUAUGGUGGGGUCACUAGUAAGAGAGAGCCAAAGAGGUUUCUUAGGAUUGAUAUUUGGUCAUACGAAGAGUUCUCAGCAACUGAAUAGAUACAAUAAGCCUUAUCGUACUUGCUUUUUGCAAGGAUUUUCUGCUAUCGGUGGAAAGCGAGAAAACUUAUACUGGAAAGGAGCCUCUCGCUCGAUAUUGCUGGGAAAGCUUGAAAGUGCUUUGAAGGAACACCAAGUUGAUGAGGCGUGGGAAACUUACAAGGAUUUCAAGCGCCUUUAUGGUUUCCCUGAUCAGUUUCUUGUGGCUAAUCUGGUAACUGAGUCGUCGUAUUCGGCCGAUCCCAAAUGCCUUCGUAGGGCUUGUGAUUUAGUUCUUUCAAUUUCAAAAGAGAAAUCAGUUCUACUUCGACCUGAAAUGAUGACAAAGCUGGCCCUCUCUUUGGCCAGGGCUCAAAUUCCUGUUGCAGCAUCAAGCAUUCUUAGACUGAUGGUAGAGAAGAGGAGUUUACCACCAUUGGAUGUAUUACGAAUGAUUUUCCUACAUUUAGUCAAGACAGAAAAUGGAACUUAUUUAGCAUCAAAUAUUUUGGAUCACAUUUGUUAUUGUUUCCAGAAGUUAAUUGUGAACAAAUCAGCUCAAGCAGAGUUGACGAAGCCUGAUGUGACAAUUUUUAACCUUGUUCUUGAUGCCUGUGUGAGGUUUGUAAGUCCUUUAAAGGGUCAGCAGAUUAUAGAAUUGAUGCCACAAUUAGGAGCCAUAGCAGAUGGCCACACUGCUGUUAUUAUUGCUCGCAUACAUGAAAUGAAUGGCAUGAGAGAUGAGCUAAAGAAAUUCAAAGAUUAUGUGGAUAUGGUUCCAGUUACUCUGAUUCCGCAUUAUCAGCAGUUUUAUGACUCUCUGCUAAGUUUGCAUUUUAAGUUUAAUGAUAUUGAUGGUGCAUCUGCACUGUUAAUGGACUUGUGUAGAUGUUCUGAGUCAAGUACUUUUCAAAGGGGUCAGAAAGAAGAACUGAAAUCCUGCAGCGUUUCAAUUGGAUCUGACAAUAUUAGGAUGGGGUUGAGACUACAGUUUCUACCCCAGCAAUUGCAGAGGGAUUUUGUCUAUAAAGGGCACAACAAGCAGGAGCUUAUCCUAUAUAAGAGUGGGAAGUUUGUCCUUAGCAACAAAUGUUUGGCCAAGCUCAUAAUAUCAUACAAGAGAUCUGGGAGAAUUAAUGGGCUCUCAAGACUUCUUAUUGGCAUCCAUAAUAUGUUAAGUUCAGAAGGAAAUAGCAGGUCCUGUUCAGAUGUAAUCGACGCUUGCAUAUAUUUGGGAUGGCUUGAGACUGCUCAUGACAUUUUAGACGACUUGGAAUCAGAAAAAUAUUGUGUCAGGGAAAGUUCAUAUACAUCCCUUUUGGCUGCUUAUUACCAUAAAAAGAUGUUAAGGGAAGCGGAAGGGCUAGUAAGACAAAUCAGGAGAGUCGACCUUGCCAUAAGUUUUCCUGAUGAAAUGGCUUUCUCCUCUCUUGUUUCUAAAUCUGAAGAUGAACGGACCUCGGAUUCGAUGGCCAAAUCAGAUUUGGCCAACUCUAUCAUCCAAAAUGUGAGAGAAGAGGACAAAGCAGUUUCCUUUCUCGUUCAUGAGUACAAUUCCUCUAUCUACUUCUUCACAAAGGCCAAAAUGAUUCAAGAUGCAACACAGACAUACCGCAAAAUGCAAAAGAUGAAGAUCCAGCCUAAUGCUGUAACUUUUUUCCAUCUGAUUUGUGGAUAUUGUUCUUCAGGAAUGUAUCGUGAAAUCACAAUCUUAUGGGGGGACAUCAAAAGGAGCAUGGAGAAUCAGAAUACAGUAUACAACAGAGAUUUGUAUGAGCUAUUGCUUUUAAAUUUUAUCAGGGCAGGCUACUUUGAGAGGGUUAUGGAGGUCAUUGGCUUUAUGAUGGAGAAUAAUAUGUUUUUGGAUAAGUGGAGCUAUAAAACCGAGUUCUUGAAGUUUCACAGGGAUCUUUAUAGGACCUUAACUGCAUUGGAAGGUAAAGAUGAGGCUCAAAAGAGGAGGAUUGAGCAUGUUCAUGCAUUCAGGAAGUUUGUCGGCAUAGUUUGAAAUACAUUGGAAGUUUCUCAGCUGCAAUCUACAAA
Messenger RNA from Sesamum indicum (sesame), 2485 nucleotides. The record is from RefSeq and is a predicted model, not a curated record. NCBI's taxonomy places the organism in Eukaryota, Viridiplantae, Streptophyta, Magnoliopsida, Lamiales, Pedaliaceae.